Xenopus laevis (African clawed frog) is the source of this 4202-nucleotide messenger RNA. RefSeq names its product adrenoceptor alpha 2B S homeolog (gene adra2b.S). Gene Ontology annotation, cellular component: plasma membrane; membrane. The transcript has a single exon. The record is from RefSeq and is a predicted model, not a curated record. The coding region runs from base 1196 to 2428 and encodes 410 amino acids. NCBI's taxonomy places the organism in Eukaryota, Metazoa, Chordata, Amphibia, Anura, Pipidae. Gene Ontology annotation, molecular function: adrenergic receptor activity; epinephrine binding; G protein-coupled receptor activity. Gene Ontology annotation, biological process: signal transduction; G protein-coupled receptor signaling pathway.
UUAGUUAUAACAGGACUUUCAGUUAUAUUUAAACCGUACUUUCAUUUCAUUUUAACCGUGCUUUCAUUUUUAGAUAAUCAUGGAAGGAGUUGUGGGACCAUCUGCGGACAGCAAUAUACAUAUUGAGAAUAUGUUAUUUGGCCGGUGCAGAUGACUAUAAAAUACAUAUCAUGUACUGCUCAGAAUAAACUUUUUAAUUAAGACGUUGCUAUUUUUUUUUUUUGAAGAACGGCUUUCUGACUGAUGAUCAAUAGAGGGCGCUGCUGCUGCAAGGUACCUGUGCUGUCCGUGGUGCUGAUUCUCUUGGGUUAAAUAAUAGAAAAAUGGCCAGUUACAUGGUAGACUGUGUUUUAUUUUAAAUAUCAUUCUUAUAGGAGAGCAUCUGGGAACUGCUUGUCCUUCUACUGUUAGAAGCCAAAUUCCACGGGAUAUAAAAGGGUUGUAUAAUGACUACAUGCAAGGGAAGAAAUAUAUUAAUGACUUUUACAAUGUAAACACUUGUUAUUUAUUCCAUAACUAGAAUUUUUCUCCUGCAUUGACACAACAAAAUCCAAGCUUUUUUUUUUAUCUAAAUCAAAGGAAAACCAUGUACAGAUGUUAAUUGGAAAAUAAAGACAGUAUAAAGUAUACUCACUGCAGUGAUAGAGAUGACCACAGACAUGCUUUUUGCAGUGCACUUGAAGAGCUGUAUUAAUUGCACUAAUUUGUUAAUGGGGCUCUGUUUUCAAAUUUUCUGUUAGAGCAAGUACACCAGUCUAACAGCUUCAGAGCUGAAGUUGGGAAAAUAAAGCUGCAAGUGGAAGGAGCAGGCAGCAAUUCUCUUCUCCCUCCCCCUGUGGGAAGGACAACUGCGCAAGGCAGGGGCUGACGACAUACAGUGAGGGUGGUAAAACAAAACAUCCAGUCCUUGAAAAAGCUAAGUAAGGCUUGGUUUCCCACCUCGGUGUGAGAACCUGAUAAUCCACUGCCUGUCGUUUAGAGAUAAGAAGAUUUCAGAAAAUCUGCAUUUCAUGUACGGAUUCCGUUCUCUAUGCACAGUCUACAGGAGAAAACUUUCUUUAUGAAAAGCUGAACUUCGGUGGUGACUUGUCUGAAAGCAAUUCACAUGGAGCCCUACUGGAAGUUUUUCUAGAUCAUUUAGCCUGUGCUCCAGAAGAGGGUAAGCUGAGUUGGGUAUCCAGUGAAAGCCUCAGCCAUGGUUUCUCCCCUUUCAUACUCCAUCCAGGCUACUGCUGUCAUUGCAGCCAUCAUUACCUUCCUUGUUCUCUUCACCAUUUUUGGAAAUGUGUUGGUCAUCAUAGCUGUGCUAACGAGUCGUUCUUUGAAAGCUCCUCAGAACUUAUUUUUAGUGUCUCUGGCUGCGGCUGAUAUUUUAGUGGCUACCCUGAUAAUACCCUUUUCCUUAGCCAAUGAGUUAAUGGGAUACUGGCAUUUUGGCAAGACCUGGUGCGAGAUGUAUUUGGCCUUGGAUGUUCUAUUCUGCACCUCCUCCAUUGUGCACCUAUGUGCCAUCAGCCUGGAUAGAUACUGGUCAGUAAGCCAAGCUAUAGAGUAUAAUUCCAAGAGGACUCCAAAAAGGAUUAAAUGCAUCAUCCUCAUUGUUUGGACACUUGCAGCCUUGAUCUCUCUGCCACCAUUGAUUUAUAAAGGCAAAAGCAAAGACCCAAAUGCCAAACCUGAAUGCAAGUUGAACGACGAGCCCUGGUAUAUACUUUCUUCUAGCAUCUGUUCCUUCUUUGCACCUUGCCUUAUUAUGAUCCUGGUGUAUCUAAGAAUCUAUCUUAUUUUCAAACGCAGGAACAGGAAGAACACGACAGGCAACAAACUUAAGAAAACGGCACCUGGACUCUUCAACCAUAUGAAUAAACAUAGUAUGAACAGUACACAAGCACAAACUCAAUGUAGUAUUAUUUCUUCACAGGAAAAAAGAGGGUCAGCGGUAGAUGAUCUCCACCAUGGUGUCCCAGUGUUGUCUUCAAAACUUGAACAACGCAAUGGCCACUCAGAUUCAUUUGGUCUUCAGCAUCAAGGGCAGAACCUAAAACACAUCAAUGGUCAUGAGCCUGAAGUGAUGGACACAGUUGCCACUGUCAGAGGGGUGAUGCUGGUGCCAAAAGGAGCUAAAUAUUCGGAUAUAAGUUCAGCCAAGAAGAAAAGUUAUAUAAACAGGGAAAAAAGGUUCACCUUUGUACUGGCUGUGGUUAUAGGGGUAUUUGUCCUUUGCUGGUUCCCAUUCUUUUUCACCUACAGCCUUGGAGCCAUCUGCACUGAACUCUGUUACAUUCCAGACAGUGUCUUUCAGUUUUUCUUCUGGAUCGGAUACUGCAACAGCUCCCUUAACCCUGUUAUAUACACCAUUUUCAACCAGGACUUCAGAAAGGCUUUCCGAAGGAUUCUGUGCAGUCACUGGUCACAGACAACAUGGUGACCAGUAAGGAAGGGGGUGGGUGUGGAUUUCAGAACUUAAAAUUUAUUAGACUUGAUUGACUUCAAAGAAAUAUAUGUGAGAAACCACAAUUGUUGAAUCGAUCUAUUCUUUUUGUUAAAAAUCCAUGAAUGCCAAUUUUUCAUAGAAACAUUGAAAACUCUCUUUCAUAUUGUAGGAUCGUUUUGAUUCCAGUCCAGUUCUCUUCGCCUUAUCUUGCAGCUCCAGUUUCACAUGACCAUAUGUAUUGUUCUUUUAAUCGUUGGCUCCAACAAAACCAACCAACUCAUUGUUGCUCUGCAUACAGUUACCCAAAAAUGGAGUAAGUAUUUUUCAAAUGCAAAUACUUUAUAAAUGCUAAGAAGAAUUAAAAUAACUCUUGUCUCAUUGGAUGCAUAGAUACAUAUGUUUUACAUAAUGUUGACUUUAGGCAGGUGGGUCAAAAAUACCCUGUUUGCUGCCAUGGCUGUAGGUUGACCACCCCUGGUGUAAGGAGUCUACAAAGAAAUAAAAAGCCAUUUACAUGAAUUGUUCCUUCACAUUCUAGUACAAGAAGAGGGAGGGGGGAUUCCGAAAAGGGGACAUUUAUUGAGACUUGAAUGCAUUUCUCAAUGCUGAAAUUCCAAAGAGUGAGAUGUAAAGCGUGUUUGCUUGUUUAUGAAGAAUAGAAAAAUCAAGCAAUUACUGUAACACAGGGAAGUAAAAAAAAAAUAUAAUACAGCACUCAUUUUCUACUUGUGUUUAUUCCAAAUCUAAAUGGAAAUGUUACAAAAGUGAGGCUUAAUGUGACUAAUGGUUUUCCUUUCUGCGAUUGAUUUUAAUGUGCACAGCAGGAACUCUUGUUUGUUCAAGGAAAGUUUUCAAGGCAUUCACGAGAAAAUGGAAGGUUUUUGUUUUAUAUAUAUAUAUAUUUUUUUUAGCCUAAACAGAGCUGUUUAUUUUUUCGGCAAUCACAACGCAGGUGAUCGAUUUUGGGUUUGUGCAUGUGGGCAGCUGAAAAUCUUUUUGCAAACGCAGUUUGUUGCAUAUGAAAAUGUUCAGUGUGUGUGUCUGGGACUUGGAGGCUUUUGGCAGGAAUUUUGGAAUAAAGUCAGAGAGAACGUAUAAUAAAAAUGUUACAGAUAUGCACCUGGCAUUGACUCCCAAUGUACAUGCUUUGUCCAACUUGAGUAAACAAAGCAGGCAGCAGUUCUUCAAACCAAUAAAAGGGGCGCUAUUACAUCUUGCGCCACAAUGUUUCACUUUUGCACAAAAAUUACUUUUUUAAAAUCCAUUAAAUUUAAAUCCAUUGGGCAUUUUUAAUGAAUGUAAGCUGAAAAAAGUUGCUUAGAGUUUAGGUUAUUUUCCUUAUACAAAAGAAGCCCUUUAAGCUUUCCGACUAUGUACUGUUUGUACCCCUGUUGCUGACAGGGUGAGUAACAAGGGGCUCCAUGAAUUAUGUGUCUAUAUGAAGAAGAUAAAAAAAAACAGUAGCUGAAUGUUAAAUAUACUUCCCUGCAGUUAAUGUUCAGCAGCCUUCGAAGAACAGGAGGGAUAAGGACUGUUGAAAACAAAACCUUUAUAAUGGAGAUCUCUUAUGUUGACGGGACUUUUUAUUUACUGCAAAAAAGGCUUGAGCAAUAUUGAUAUAAAAAAAUGUCAUCAUUAUCUUGCCCUGCUAUUACACUCUCUUCCUACCUACCUGUGCAGAGGCCAGGACAGGUGCUCACAUGUGCAUUCCCUAAACACUUCACCAUCUUCUGUAUCAUCCCAGGUAUGAGGAGAUUCAGUUUACCUG